Molecule: messenger RNA, 1458 nt
Organism: Porites evermanni
Lineage: Eukaryota; Metazoa; Cnidaria; Anthozoa; Scleractinia; Poritidae
Source: the annotation of a GenBank genome assembly
AUGGCUGAAGCUUUUUCUAAGCGGCAGGAAAAACCAACCCACCGAACACCCUCUCAGUACAAACAAGCAGUAGGAAGAUCGAUACGAAAUCCUCCUGUAGGUUAUGUCGUUAACAGUCAUCACAUCAAAUGGGGAUACCGUUUCGAGGAAGACGUCAAGAAAUAUAACCCGCUUCUAGGCAGUCUUGAGCAAGUUUUCUCUAAGCCCUUGUUUUGCUGUGGAGGAAGUUUACAGCCACCAGAUUUUGAUAAACUUACUUUAAAAGUGAAGCCAACAAAAGACAAGGAGCACUGGCUUGAAUACAAGCUGGCGGAUCUUCCUGUGGAAGAGUUGUUAAAAUAUUGCAGUCCUGCACCGUUCGGAGACUUAAGGGAAAUGAAAACAGUGCUUGAUUCCGAAGUUCGUCUGGCUUACAAAAUUGAAACCGAAAGAUUCAAGAUUGGUUCGUCGCCGAGAGGGCUUGAAGUUGUUCCAGGGGGAAUAUGUAUUGACAUUGAAGACACCCUGACUCCGGGAAGAUAUGUGAAACUUGAUCCUUACAAAGUCAAUGUUUACAACGGAGGGGGCUUUUUUAAGCCCCAUGCCGACAGUCCUUCUGGUGAUGAAAUGAUAGGCACGCUUGUCCUUUGCCUUCCAUCACCCCACAAGGGAGGGGAACUGUGCGUUAGCCACGAUGGUUUAGAGCACGUAUUUGACUUCUCACAGCGUUCUGGAGAAGCUAACAGAGUUCAGUGGGCCGCGUUUUACAGCAACUGCAUUCACGAGAUUAAACCUGUUCUCGAAGGACACAGAGUUACCGUUACCUACAACAUAACUCUACCAAAUGAUCGUCACAAGCAACGUGGAGCCGAGUUUAUUCUGGGAUAUUCUGUACCUGUAAAAGAACAUUUUGAAGUAAGCACAGAGAGUCAUUCCAUGAUUGCCAAAAAUCUUGCCAACGUACACGAUGAACUGUAUAAGAUUCGCCAACAGGUCAGUGGUUCACCUUCUCAUAUUGGAAUUAUUUUAAAGCACAAAUACAUCUCCAAGGGGCUUCAACAACGUCUGCUCAAAGGAGAAGACAAAGUGUUGUAUGACUUUUUAAUUGAGAAACAGUGGGAGUGCACGCUAAUGAGUGUGCUGUCACGAUACCAGACCGAGGCAGUGUAUCCAGACAUUGAAGAUGCAGAACUAGAGGAAAGUCACGAAAUAUACGAAUUGAAUCAAUUGCCUUCCUCCCCUUUCGCUGUUACCAGUGAAGCCCCUCGUAACUACUGGCCAAUUGGAUUACGCAGAGACCAUCGAAAAUGGCGUGCGGGUAUCCCCUUCAUCGACAUUUACAGAAGAGACGAAAAUGGCACACUGGUUCGAAAUGACGAAGGGCACGGCCAAUGGCUGGCGAACGAUGUUGAAGCUGUUGGAGUAGACAAGAUUUAUUUGGAGUCAGCAGUUAUUGUGGAACUUUGUGAGAAACCGUAA